AUGACGGCAGGACCACAACACCGUCAACAGCAGCAACCGAUGACGGCAGGACCACAACACCGUCAACAGCAGCAGCCGAUGACGGCAGGACCACAACACCAGUGCGCGCGUGCCGAUCCGUGGACACCGCCUCCGCGCUGCCCAGUGCCGCCGCUUCAGUGCCGAUCCGUGGACGCCGCCUCCGCGGUGCCCAGUGCCGCCGCCCGAGCUGAGAGCCCAGAGCCGCAGCGUGCCGCCUUAGUACCGCCCGUGCCGCCACUUCAGCGCCGUCCGAGUUGGGAGCCGCAGCGCCGAAGCCCACGCCACCUUAGCACCGCCAGUGCCGCCGCUUCAGUGCCGUUCCGUGGACACCGCCUCCGCGCGGCCCAGUGCCGCCGCUUCAGUGCCGAUCCGUGGACACCGCCUCCGCGCUGCCCAGUGCCGCCGCUUCAGUGCCGAUCCGUGGACACCGCCUCCGCGCUGCCCAGUGCCGCCGCCAGUGCCCCGCCUUAG
Drosophila serrata is the source of this 492-nucleotide messenger RNA. Its product is annotated as protein PYRICULARIA ORYZAE RESISTANCE 21-like. NCBI's taxonomy places the organism in Eukaryota, Metazoa, Arthropoda, Insecta, Diptera, Drosophilidae. The record is from RefSeq and is a predicted model, not a curated record.